This is a messenger RNA of Hemisphaericaspora subhashii, 4008 nucleotides long. It is a transcript of the gene GIN4, whose product is annotated as protein kinase. The record is from RefSeq and is a predicted model, not a curated record. NCBI's taxonomy places the organism in Eukaryota, Fungi, Ascomycota, Pichiomycetes, Serinales, Debaryomycetaceae. Gene Ontology annotation, molecular function: protein serine/threonine kinase activity; ATP binding; tau-protein kinase activity. Bases 1 to 4008 code for a protein of 1335 amino acids. The transcript has a single exon. Gene Ontology annotation, cellular component: cytoplasm. Gene Ontology annotation, biological process: protein phosphorylation; intracellular signal transduction; microtubule cytoskeleton organization.
AUGUCUUCACAUUCAAGACAGAACUCAAUAGGUUCAAUUGAAAGUCACGCAUGUCAAAACCAUCCUAAGAAGAUUGGUCCAUGGAAAUUAGGUAAAACUUUAGGAAGAGGUGCAACUGGUAGAGUAUUAUUAGCAACACAUCAAACAACUGGUCAAAAAGCUGCUGUUAAAGUAGUAUCAAAAUCAGAAUUACAAUAUGAUCAAGAUAUUCCUCAAAAAGAUCAAGAUGAUGCAAAUGAAGGAGGGUUACCUUAUGGAAUUGAACGUGAAAUUAUUAUUAUGAAAUUAUUAAAUCAUCCAAAUGUUCUUAGAUUAUAUGACGUUUGGGAAACUUCAAAAGCUUUGUAUCUCGUUUUAGAAUACGUCGAAGGAGGUGAAUUAUUCGAUUUAUUAGUUGAAAGAGGUCCAUUAUCAGAAACUGAAGCAAUUAAAUAUUUCCGUCAAAUCAUAUUAGGAACUGCUUAUUGUCACGCGUUGGGUAUUUGUCAUCGAGAUUUAAAACCAGAAAAUUUAUUAUUGGAUUCACAAUUAAAUGUUAAAUUGGCCGAUUUCGGAAUGGCUGCUUUGGAAAGUAAUGGAAAACUUUUGGAAACUUCUUGUGGAUCUCCUCAUUAUGCUGCUCCUGAAAUCGUUAGUGGUUUAAAAUAUCAUGGUGCUGCAUCAGAUAUUUGGUCUUGUGGUGUUAUUCUUUUUGCCUUAUUAACUGGUAGAUUACCAUUUGAUGAUGAAAAUAUUAGAAAUUUAUUAUUAAAAGUUCAAGCUGGUAAAUUUGAAAUGCCAACGGAAAUCUCUCCAGAAGCUCAAGAUUUAAUUUCAAGAAUGUUAACUGCAGAACCUUCAAAAAGAAUACCUACCGAUAAGAUUUUAAAGCAUCCAUUAUUAACUAAAUAUCCAAUUCCUAAUGAAGAUUUAAUUAGUGAGAAAUCAUUACCCCAUCCUGCUACUGCUUAUAAAUCGUUGGGUUCAGUGAAAAAUAUCGAUAAACAAAUCUUAUCCAAUUUAUCCAUUUUAUGGCAUGAUAGACCACAACAGGAAAUUAUCGAUUGUUUAUUGAAAAAUGGUUCUAAUCCGGAAAAGACAUUCUAUGCAUUGUUGAUGAGAUAUAAGCACAAUCAGGAUGAUUCAUCCCCUACAAAGAAACCAGCUGCUGCUGCCGCUACUACCACAACCUCAAGGAUUCCAAGAAGUGGUUCAACUACAAUGACUCCAAGAAAAGGAAAAAGGGCAAGUCAGAUUGUUGCUUCUAGACCAACCUCAUUUCAAUAUAAAAAUAAUACAACUCCAGGUGCUGCUAGAACUUCAGUUGUUACUAGAAUGACCGAUCAUCAUUCUUCUGUACAUAAUACCCCAAGGAAAUCUCCUAGAAAAUCCCCAAGAAAAUCACCAGCCAAGAGAUAUUCAGCAUAUAAUCAAUCACCAAUCAAAUCUCCAAUUAAAUAUUCUCCUCAUAAACAACAACAAGAAUCUUCCAUGAAUGUGGUUCCUAGAAAUCUUUAUAAUGAAAUUGUGCAGGCUCAAAGUAAUUAUUCACUUCCUCCGUCACUCCCAUCAUCACUCCCACCUUCAAUUGCACCAUCCCUUCCUUCAAAGAGCUCAUACUAUGUAUCCAAACAGUUGAAUGACGUUCCUGAACUUGCACCAUCUGCCACUACCGCUGCUGUGGCUGCACCAACCACUACUUCAGAUUUAAUGCAAUCGGCAAAGAUCUCCCCUGGGAAACGUGCUUCUAUGGUUUCCAAAAAGAGAAUGUCAAAACGUAAAUCAUUAAGAGUAUCAAUGACAACUGGUCUCAAGAGAAAUUCCAUCACUAUGAAGUUAUUGUCCACGUAUGCCAAAUUAUCAGGUGAUUCCGAAUGGGAAUAUAUGGAUAAACAAGCCAAAAGAACUUCAGCAACAUUUGCAACUUUAUGUGACAAGAUCUUCAAUGAAGAAGCAUAUGAUGAGGAUGAUGAGAAUUUGGUUGAUCCUGAAGAAAAAGAAGCUAGGGAAUAUGAAAGAUUGAUGGAAAUUGAGAGAAAGAAACAUGAAGCUGAAUUGAAGGCUCGUAAGGAAUUGGAAAAGAGGAGAAAGAGACAACUGAGACGUUCUUUAUUGAGUUCAAGAAAGUUGAGUAUUUUGGUUAGAGAAGAUAACGUUAUUCCUGAAGAAUCAGCCAAUAAUAGUGAUUUGGUCGAAGCUGAUGAAGUGUUAAACCCAGAUAAGAGACAAUCUAAGAAUCUUACUGCUCUUAGGGCAUUGUCUGAAGCAACACCAAAGGAAGGUAGACAAGAAUUUGAUCUUGAUGAAAUUGAAAAUCUAAAACGAAGAUCUGUUACUCAGCCUAUACAAAGGAGGGGCCCAAUUUUGACAAAAAGAAGACCAGUAUCUAAAUUGGAUCCAUUAUGGCAAGCUUAUGAAAAUGAAGAAUUGGAAAAGGCUAAGGAUGCAUUAGAACAAGAAUGGAGAUCUAGUCAAAUGACAAAAGUUGACAAAAAUCAGAAGAAACAAUCAAAGAUAUCUAAGAAGAAAGCCAAUCGAGAAUCGAUGAUUUCUGUUAUGGACGAUUUGGAUGCAGUUGAUAAGAAUAAUAAAAUAAAGAGACAUUCUUUGGCUAGUUAUCAUUUGGGUACUCCAAAGAUUGAACAUGAAGAUUUAACAGAAGAAUAUAUGUCAGAAAUUAGGAAAUCUAAAUUAUUAAAUUCUCAAUAUAAUUUAAAGGGUAAGAGAUUAUCUAAUUAUGAAACUGGUCCAAAAACUCUAAUUGGAAAUGUCAAUAUUCCUAAUGUCACUAGAAAAUCAAGAAAUUUCACUAAUUCGAAUAAGCGAUUAUCGGUGUUGUCAAUGUAUUCAACUAAAGAAUCUUAUCAUGAUUUGAGUUCUUAUGUUAAUUCUCCAGAUGCUGAAGAAAAUGGAAUGCCAAAGACCAUGAAGACAAGCUUUGCAGAUAGAUUGAAUAGUGCAGGUGUCAAUGAAGAGGAUGAAGAUGAUGAAGGUAAUGAAUUUUAUUAUACUGAUAAAGGUUCCAUUAUUGAUUUUGAUGAGCAUGUUGCCAAUAAGAGGGUUUCCUAUUAUAAUGAAGCAGAUAAAGGAGUUUCUCGUAAUGGAACAACCAGGAAAUACACCAAACCAACCGGAGCAAGACCAGUUUCUAAACUUCCUGAAUUACCUACAGAUGAAACUGCAUGCGACGAUACAUUUAUUAGUCAAGGUGAUGAAAUCCAUCAUAGGAAACAUAAAUCCAUGCUUUCUAUUGAAACUACAGAAGAAGAAGUUAGUGAUGUAUUUGAUAAAAUUAAAUUGCCAGACGGUAAAUCUACAAAAUCUUCUAUUGAUGCUUUGGCUAAUGGAACUUCUGAAAAUGGUCAUAAGCACCAAACUGUGAAAACUAUGUUACCUGAUCAUGAAGAUUUCGUGUCUGAUUUGAAUGCAUAUGUUAAGGAAAAUAAUCAAAAGAUCAUGAAUCCAAAGGUGAGAGCCAAUGGCGGUGCUGUUAAACCAUCUGAGAAGAACCAACCAUUGGAAGAUAAGACCAAUGUUCCACAGAAGAGAAAGCCGUCAUUUUUCAGAAAAUUAUCCUGGGGUUCCAAAAAGACAAUAGAUGAUGCUGCAAUAAUGGGUCGUUCAACUCCUUCUCCAGUGGAAGAAAAGCCUAAAGGUUCUAUCUUUUCCAGAUGGUUCUCUUCGUCCUCCCAUUCUGCUCCUCUUGAGAGUGAGACCAAGAGAUUUAAUACAAUUUUACCAAAACAAGAAAUGUCAACUGCUUUAUAUGCAUUAUUGGAUUCUUGGGCAAAUUUCGGGUUGAAAGAUUUAAGGAAUGAUCAAGUUGGAUAUAAUAUAACAGGUUCAAUUUCAAAACAUAAUGCAUUUGAAUUAAAGGGGUGUAAAUUUAGGAUAAAGAUUAAUUCUAGGGAUAUGAAUCAGAAAUCAGAGAUCAUAUGUACCAGAACUAAGGGGUCAAAGAGUACUAGUGAUACGUUAUUUGGAGAGAUAGAGAAGGUGUUGCAGAAAGAAGGUGUAUUAGAUAUAUAG